AUGGUGUGUGAAGAACAUCAGUCAGACCGUUUGGUUGAAGAAGUUCAAAAUGUGUGGGACAAGUUAGCUAUUCCUGAGCAAACUGUGACUUUAAAAGCUACUGAGCAGGUUGAUACCGAUGCAGAUGAGGCGUGGUUAAUUCAAGCCAAUGUUCAAUUCUGCUCAUCAGCUUAUCAAGCUGUUGAGGUGUCACAUCCAGAUGCUGCACCGCUGAUGGUACUGGCAGCGUACUUGCGUAAUGGUUUCUUACACAGUGCAAUUCGUGAAAAAGGUGGGGCUUAUGGUGGUGGCGCAAGCUAUGACGGCAAUGCAUGUUCAUUCCGCUUCUAUAGCUAUCGUGACCCGCGUUUGGCUGAAACCUUCAAUGACUUUGAAGCCAGUGUGCAAUGGUUGCUAAAUACUGAGCAAAAACCACAUCAGCUUGAAGAAGCAAUUUUAGGUUUGAUUGCGGGUAUGGACAAACCAGGUUCACCAGCGGGUGAAGCGAUUACGGCAUGUUAUGCACUUUUACAUGCACGUACACCAGCCUUCCGUAAGCAGUUACGUAGCCGUCUUUUGGCUGUGGGUUUAGAGGACUUGCAACGUGUGGCGGUACAAUACUUGCUUGAACAAAAACCAACGAAAGCCGUGGUUGCACCUAUGGCGAAGCAUAAAAAUGAAUAUCCACAAAGUCCAAAUCCGACCAAUACGGUGGAUGAAGAUCAGAACCUAAAGUCAAUGGAAGCGAAAUUCCAACUGUCUUUAAAAACCAAAGCGGUGGAAAACCUAUUUGGGGACAAUGGUGAUGUUUGGUUGGGUUAUACCCAGUCUUCUCGUUGGCAGCUUUAUAAUAGUGAUGAAUCACGUCCGUUCCGUGAAACGAACUAUGAGCCUGAAGCCAGUUUGGUUUUCCGCACCAAUUAUGAAUUGUUGGGUUUAAAUGGUCGCUUACUGGGAUUAACUUUCAAUCACCAGUCUAAUGGUCGUUCCGAUCCGCUGUCGCGUAGUUGGAACCGUGUCAUGUUGAAUGUGGGUUUUGAAAGAGACAACUUUGCGCUCAUGCUGCGCCCUUGGUACCGUCUAGAUGAAGAUGCAGAUGAUGAUAAUAACCCUGAUAUUAAGGAUUAUGUCGGACGGGGGAAGUUGCGUGGCCAUUUCCAGUUGUUUGAUGGUUAUGGCGAAAGUUUAAUUGAUUAUAACCACCGAGCGACUUAUGUGGGCUUGGGCGUGUCUUUAAUGAAUUGGUACUAA
Notodromas monacha is the source of this 1230-nucleotide messenger RNA. The record is from the annotation of a GenBank genome assembly. Lineage: Eukaryota; Metazoa; Arthropoda; Ostracoda; Podocopida; Cyprididae.